Messenger RNA from Aphanomyces astaci, 1574 nucleotides. RefSeq lists its product as hypothetical. The record is from RefSeq and is a predicted model, not a curated record. The coding region runs from base 25 to 1464 and encodes 479 amino acids. Lineage: Eukaryota; Oomycota; Saprolegniomycetes; Saprolegniales; Verrucalvaceae. The transcript has 4 exons.
GUUACGUAAAAAAUACGGCGAGCAAUGAGCUUGGCGAAGGAAGGUGCAGCGUCACAUAGGAAUCUUUCUUCAAGUAGAUGGUGGCGUCGCCCUCGAUGGAUGCUCCUCGGAUGCAUGGGAGUGCUCAUGGGCGUCCAAGUGCUUGUCACCGUGGUGGGUCUCUCCCGCGGUGGCGGCAUCUUUCGUCGACCGGCCAACAACUACGCCGACUUCGAGCCCGACCUGUUGCACCUGAAUCACUUGAACGACCUGUGUCUGCACGAGAACAACUCGAUCAUUCCAUGGACGUACAACAGUCCAAAGGAAUCCCGCGCAGCGCAUCUUCUAUCCAAGGACGCGCCAUUAGCCGACUUGCUCGCGGAACUCGCGCGGUGUCCCGAAGUGGACGUUCUCCUGCCCGAUCAUUUACACGGACACGGGUACUGCGAAGAUGCGAUGGUGUACGUCAAGUACUUGCACACUCGAUCGUUGCCCCUGUGGGUGUUUGACCUCGAGUUUACGCUUGACGGCCGCGUCCAGACGUACUUUGACUUGUGUCCGCACUCGGCCAUCUUGUUCCUGAAUCACUUUUGGGAAGGAUUGCAUACUCGUCCGACGUUUCCCCCCAAUAAGACAGUCAUAAUGAUGCCCAAUAUUGAAAUGUACGAGCUCACACCAGCCCACUACCACCGCGCCGACAUCGUCUUGGCCAAAACACAAGACGCCCAUCGCCGCAUCACUGCUUGGUAUGCUCGGGAAGGUAAUAACCCGAGAUAUUCAAAGGUCUGGUACACUCAGCACACAUCGAGCGACCCCACCGCGCUAGCCCGCGCCCAGUCCAAGGCGGCUCCAUCUACCUUUGGCUCGAUUCGCCCCAAGGACUUUACGAAUUUGCGCGUUUUUCACGCGAAUGGCCACAGUUGGCAGAAAAAUACGCCGAAAAUCCUCGACUGUUGGAACGAGCGACCAACAUUCCCGUAUUUAAACGUGUAUUCCAAGGACGAACUGUCCAAUCGCACGUAUUGGACGCAUUUUCGGGAUAAAACGCCGUCGAAUUUGGCGUACCACCUGGGCGAAGACAUUGACCCUGCCGCGUUUGGCAAGCUCAUGGCCGAAGCCAGCGUGAUUCUGUGCCCGAGUACGAUGGAAGGCUUUGGCCAUUACAUCAACCAAGCGCGGGCGGCGGGGGCGUUGGUCGUGACUACGAAUGCCGCGCCCAUGAAUGAGUUCGUCGAUGAGUCGUCUGGCGUGCUCAUCGGCGCGUCGGCACGGGGGACGAACGGCCGCGUGAUGAUGGGCGAUGGAACUGAAUGGGACGUCGAACCCAGCGCCAUUUGCGCCGGAAUGGACCAAGUGUUAGCCAUGACUCCAUAUGCGCGGCAGAGGAUGGCUCAAGAAGGCCAGAGAAAGUACUUUGACCAACUGGGGUACUUUCGAUCGCAAAUGAAUGACCUCCGCGACUGGCUGCGGCGGUAUCGGCAGUAGGAAGAAGAAGCAAGUAGACUUGUACGCUAUAGUAGCAAUACCUACCUGUAUAUGUAUGUAGUAGUACAUGCAUAACGGUACUAUGGAUUACAAGUAUUAUGUGGUAUUAA